Neltuma alba is the source of this 1135-nucleotide messenger RNA. Its product is annotated as WRKY transcription factor 23-like. The record is from RefSeq and is a predicted model, not a curated record. Gene Ontology annotation, molecular function: sequence-specific DNA binding; DNA-binding transcription factor activity. The transcript is spliced from 3 exons. Gene Ontology annotation, biological process: regulation of DNA-templated transcription. Bases 1 to 882 code for a protein of 293 amino acids. Lineage: Eukaryota; Viridiplantae; Streptophyta; Magnoliopsida; Fabales; Fabaceae.
AUGGAGAAGAAGGGUGUCAAGAAGGAGGAAGCAGUUGGAUCCUCUUCGUUUGGGGAUUAUAAUUCAAACGGCUUCCCACUUUCGAGUGUCUUUGAUUUUCAUGAAGUGGAAAAGAGCUCUCUAGGGUUUAUGGAGUUACUGGGUGUGCAGGAGCAGGACUAUGGUUCCUUUGAUUUGCCCCCGCAACUAUUUCCUUCCGACCUCAAAAAUCGAUGUGCCGCUGCAAAAAACUACUGCGAGCCGUUGAAUCAACAGCCUGCCACUCCAAACUCUUCAUCCAUUUCAUCUGCGUCCAGUGAGGCACUGAUUGAUGAACACACUAAAACUGUAGAUCAACGAGGAGAUGAACAACCAAAGACCAAGAACCAGUUGAAGGCCAAGAAGACAAGUCAGAAGAAACAGAGGGAACCGAGAUUCGCGUUCAUGACGAAAAGCGAGGUCGAUCAUCUGGAUGAUGGGUACAGAUGGAGAAAGUACGGUCAAAAAGCCGUGAAGAACAGCCCCUUUCCCAGAAGCUACUACCGUUGCACCAGUGCUUCAUGUAAUGUGAAGAAACGAGUGGAACGAUCCUUCACUGAUCCAAGCAUUGUUGUCACGACCUAUGAAGGCCAACACACACAUACAAGCCCACUCAUGCCUCGUUCGACUCUUGCCGGAGCUUUGGUACCAGCGGUGGUCUCCGCCGGAUGUGGUUCAGCUGCAACGCCGGGAAACUUAUUAUCCCCGCAGUAUCAUGAGCAGCUCCAACAUCAUAAUGAUCACCAAUUCCUAGCGAACACAUUGUCGUCUUUGGGUUUUCCUCGCAUUUGUGGUUCAAAGAGUAGUAUCGCCGCUUUCCUCAAGAGAGGAUGCCUUGUAAUCCAGGGACCAAUGCUUUUUUAAGGGACCAUGGGCUUCUCCAAGAUAUCAUUCCUUCCCAUAUGUUGAAAGAAGAGUAGACAGACCAUCAAUCCUUAAUUAACUGCGUGAUCAUGCAAAUUCUUUGUAAUGAUGACGUUAAUUUAAUUUAUAAUAGACUUAGACGUGAACUCCAGUACUCCUGCUAGUUAAUUAAUUAUAUGUAAAACCCAAUGUUUUGCGCAUAGCCCUCGUGUUUAUCAUUUACUGUAUGCUAUGUUGCUUGGAUUUUUAACCA